Callithrix jacchus (white-tufted-ear marmoset) is the source of this 2286-nucleotide messenger RNA. It is a transcript of the gene OR52J3, whose product is annotated as olfactory receptor, family 52, subfamily J, member 3. Gene Ontology annotation, biological process: G protein-coupled receptor signaling pathway. Gene Ontology annotation, molecular function: G protein-coupled receptor activity; olfactory receptor activity. The record is from RefSeq and is a predicted model, not a curated record. Gene Ontology annotation, cellular component: plasma membrane. NCBI's taxonomy places the organism in Eukaryota, Metazoa, Chordata, Mammalia, Primates, Cebidae.
AUGUUUUAUCACAACAAGAGCAAAUUUCACCCAGCCACAUUUUUCCUCAUUGGAAUCCCAGGUCUGGAAGACAUCCACAUGUGGAUCUCCCUGCCUUUCUGCUCUGUUUACCUUUUGGCUUUGCUGGGCAAUGCCACCAUUCUGCUAGUCAUCAAAGCAGAAAAGACCCUCCGGGAGCCCAUGUUCUACUUCCUGUCCAUUCUUUCCACUAUUGAUUUGGCCCUUUCUACAACCUCUGUGCCUCGAAUGCUGGGUAUCUUCUGGUUUGAUGCUCACGAGAUUAACUUUGGAGCUUGUGUGGCCCAGAUGUUUCUGAUCCAUGCCUUCACUGGCAUGGAGGCUGAGGUCUUACUGUCUAUGGCUUUUGACCGCUACAUGGCCAUCUGUGCUCCACUACAUUACACAGCCAUCUUGACAUCCCAGGUGUUGGUGGGUAUUAGCAUGUGCAUUGUAAUUCGUCCAGUUUUACUUACACUUCCCAUGAUCUAUCUUAUCUAUCGCCUACCCUUUUGUCAGGCUCAUAUAAUAGCCCAUUCUUACUGUGAGCACAUGGGCAUUGCAAAAUUGUCCUGUGCAAACAUCCGUAUCAAUGCUGUCUAUGGGCUUUUUGUAGUUUCUUUCUUUGUCCUGAACCUGGUCCUUAUCGGCAUCUCAUAUGUUUACAUUCUCCGUGCUGUCUUCAGCCUCCCAUCACAUGAUGCUCGGCUAAAAGCACUAAGCACAUGUGGCUCUCAUGUUGGGGUCAUCUGUGUUUUCUAUGUCCCUUCAGUCUUCUCUUUCCUUACUCAUCGAUUUGGACACAAAAUACCAGGUUACAUUCACAUUCUUGUUGCCAAUCUCUAUUUGAUUAUCCCACCCUCUGCCAAACCCAUCAUUUAUGGGGUGAGAACCAAACAGAUUAGAGAGCGAGUGCUCCACGUGUUUACUAAAAAAUAAGACUCUUACUAUGGUCUUUUACUAAGGGUUUUGAUCCUCCUAUAAAGACCGAUCUUUUCUUGCAUUAAGGAAUAUCACCUGAUUCUUACAUUAUUGCCCUCAACUUGCAAUACAAGUUGGUUCGUUCCUGGAUGCUUACUAAUAAUGGAUUUUAACACUGCAGACUCAUCAUUGUAGUUCAAGUUCAAGACUGAUGAACUAUCUUAGAAUGGAUAUCCUGGGAGAGAGCUGUAGGGCCUUUGCCUGCAUGACCUUGUGAAGUGUGCUUGUUAGCACAAGGCUAUUUCUUUUCCAGGGAAAGAACAUAUUAUACUGAGUGUUUUGUGACCAGUGAUGAGAGAUAUGUGGCAUUGGCAAUUUACCCUGUAAACUACUCUAUUUAUUCCUUUAUUUUUUUUCUUAUUUUCUUCCUUUUUUUCUUUCAUUCUUUUUCUCUUACUUCUAUUUAUUCAUGCAUCAUGCAUUUGAUGAUUCCUUAAAUUUAUAUUCAUUCAAUGUCUGGCCUGAUGGAGCUUGCAUUCUGUUGUCCUCUUACAAGGCCAAUUUCAUGGGUUCAAAACAAUCAUUGCCAAACCUGUAGCUUCAAGUGAACUCAUCUGCCAAAUAUAUGACUCAGUGCAAUAACACCCAAAACAAAUAUAUAAUUUCAAUCCUAUUUCUCAGUAAUAUCAGCAUAACUUAUCACUGAUUGCUUUUUGGAAUUUAUGCCCAUAACAUAAGCAUAAAUGUGGUCUUGUUAUAAUCCAAUUAGGUAUAGCAAGUUUACAUCUGUGAUAUAUGUAAGUCUUUGCCUAUCACUUUUUCUGGUAUUCUCUCAAUCUACACUUGAACCUAAAAGACCCUAUUAUAAAAUCCAAGACCUCUCUUUCCAGCCUGUGAUCUAUCAUUUGUUCUUUUACAGACUUUAAUGUAGAAUAUGUCAUAUCUAGCUGUUGAUAGCCACAUUUUACAUGAUACUGAAGGUUUUCAAUUUAUUUAAUAAGAUUUCCAAAGACCAACCAAUUAAUUAUUCUUUGAAUUAUCAAACUUGUCACAUUGUUUUUUACAAUUAUACUCAGUUUGUCUUAUGUAGGUUAUUUAAAAUAUAAACAAAUAUGUAACAAAAAGUUUUGUGCCUGCAACCAAGAAUUAACAACUUUUUAUAUGGCAUUCAUCUCAAAGAGGAUGUUUAAUAACAUGCACACAGCACUAAAGUUAAUAUCACUUUUAACACUGCCCCAGCAGAUUUCUCUCCCAAUUUUCCAGAGGCAAAGGCUAGCAUGUGUAUUUUCAAAUUGCAAAGUUUUAGAUUUACAACCAACCACAGUAUUUUGUUGCAUCAUUUGUUAUUAAUUUAUAUGGAUUAAAGUA